UACGAAUUUGUGAUGAAAACAAACGUCAACAUGAUUUGAUCUGUAGUUUACAUAUUGCAGAACCAAUUUGUAAUUUUAUGAAUAUAUAGUAGAACUAGAGUGAUGAGAAGAAUACAGAAGUCAAAAUCUUUACAAAAGCCGCCCCAACUAGUGGCGCCCCGUAAGGAAACCCCGGAAAAUGAGGCGCAAAUGGAGUUGGAACUUUGUUGGUGUGUGCAACAAUUGGAGAAUGCACUUAAUUCGAAUAAGCUAUCCCAGAAAGUUGCUGCUGAUACCGUGAAGAAUUUAAGAGUACUUAAAAGUUCAACUGCCCCGUUUGUUAAGAAGCGUCAAGUAAUGAAGGCGGCGUUGGGUGAUUACCGUGGCAAAAUGCUGGAGGAAGAGAAAAAGAUAGCAUUGGCUGCCAAACAAAUUAAAUUCACGCAAACAAUUGAAGCGAACAAGAAGUCGAGUUUCCUCAAAAAAUCCGCUAUAAUGCAAACGGAUAAAGAAUUUCGCUUCAAUUUCUUACCUCCACAAACAGAUAAUACAUCUGAACCACCUGAAAUCGAUGUUAAGAACACAACGGCUUCGGAGAUUGAGCAUGAAAGUAGCACAUUUAUAAGCAAAAACCUAAAUCUAAAUACUGGGAAUUGCUUUAAAUUUAACUUUGUAAUAGAUGAAGAAAAUAAUGAUUUAAAUUUGAACGGAUUGUCCAUUAAAUGUUAAAAAUAAUAUAAGAAAGUAACUGCAUCGAA
Anastrepha obliqua is the source of this 737-nucleotide messenger RNA. RefSeq names its product UPF0488 protein CG14286. The transcript is spliced from 3 exons. Lineage: Eukaryota; Metazoa; Arthropoda; Insecta; Diptera; Tephritidae. The coding region runs from base 103 to 708 and encodes 201 amino acids. The record is from RefSeq and is a predicted model, not a curated record.